AUGAUAUUUUCUUACAAGGCUUUAAUACUUGCCGUCUUCCCUUUGGCGACCUCCGUCAUCGGGGCAACCCUCCCUUUAGAGUCCCGCCAGACGUGCACACUGACCUGCGGCAAUGUUGCAGAUUCUCUGCCGUUCAUCCAGUCCUUCUCUCAAUCAGGAUCGGACCACUUCUACACCACCAGUACCACUGAGAAUGCCCAGUUUGCUGCUAAGGGUUACGCCCCCCAAGGGGUUGCAGGACGCAUCUUCCCUACUCAAGAGCCUGGAACUGUCCCAUUUUUCCGUCUCUUCAACGCAGGUUGGAUUGACCACACAUACACUGCCAACCAGCAAUUGCGUUCUGCAGAGAUCAACAUCACCAAGCCACCCUACGCCGAUGAUACCAUUGCAGGAUAUGUCUACCUCGAUGGAUCGUGCCCGGGGACCAUUCCUCUGUUUUGGGCAUUCAGCACGUCGAUCACCGACUCUUUCUUUACGACUGAUUUGGCGGAAUACGAUUCGGCUAUCAGUAGCGGUGUUUACAACGGACAGGGUAUCGCAGCAUACAUAUACCCAGCUGCUUGA
This is a messenger RNA of Psilocybe cubensis, 564 nucleotides long. RefSeq lists its product as uncharacterized. Lineage: Eukaryota; Fungi; Basidiomycota; Agaricomycetes; Agaricales; Agrocybaceae. Bases 1 to 564 code for a protein of 187 amino acids. The transcript has 2 exons. The record is from RefSeq and is a predicted model, not a curated record.